AUGGCGGAUCCAAUCUCCAAAUCUCUGAUUGCUUUUCUGCUCAUAGCUUCUCUCUUGCUAUUCUCACACGCUUCCUCCGACGUUCCCUUCAUCGUCGCUCACAAGAAGGCUACUCUCAACCGGCUCAAGACUGGCGCUGAAAGAGUCUCUGUCACCAUCGAUAUCUACAACCAAGGAACCUCGACGGCAUAUGAUGUGAGUCUCUCAGAUGAGAGUUGGCCAACAGACCUUUUCAGUAUAAUCAGUGGUACCACUUCAAAGACAUGGGAAAAGCUUGAUGCUGGUGGUGUCCUCUCUCACACAUUUGAGCUGGAGGCAAAAUCAAAGGGAGUAUUUUCUGGUGAACCAGCUGUCAUCAAGUUCCGUGUCCCCACAAACGCUGUUUUACAGGUGGCACUUUCAACUCCCAUAUUGCCGUUAGAUGUUCUUGCUGACAGGCCUCCGGAGAAGAAGUUUGAAUGGGCUAAGAGGUUGUUGUGUUCAGUGGCAUAUACAGCAGUUCCUAUGUUCAGCAUUGCAGCAAUCUGGUUCAUAGGCUUUGGCUUUUGUUUAUUACUUCUCAUUGUUUGUUACUUCUGUCGUAAAAAUGAGCCUUAUGGUUAUUCUCCAACAUGCUACACACUUCCACUUAUUCUUCUCAUAUUGCUCACAAUUACAACAAUGAUUGGAUGUGCGGUUCUUUAUUUUGGCCAAGGUAGUUUUCAUCGCAGCCCGACAUCAACAUUGCAGUAUGUGGUAUAUCAAGUCGAUUCUACAGUGGAUAAACUAAGGAACGUUUCUGAUUUCCUUGCUCAAGCUAAGCAGGUUGGAAUCGACCGAGUUUUUCUCCCUGUGAAUGUUCAAACUGAUAUUGAUGAGGCAGAAACAGAUAUCAAUGCUUCUACUGUCACAAUUUCUGAUAAAACAAUAGAGAAUUCAGACAACAUUCAAGAUCUAUUAGAUUCUGUGAGGAUGGCGCUCAUCAUUAUAACCGUGGUUAUGUUUGUUUUGACGUUUCUUGGAUUUCUGUUCGCAAUUUUUGGAAUGCAGGUCCUUGUGUAUAUCUUGGUAAUCGCAGGAUUGUUUCUUGUUACCAGCACCUUACCAGCCUACGCCUCCUGCUCCAUCACAAAUGAACUUGGGUCAUGGCCACCACGUACCACCACAAGUUUUGGCACCUACCUCGAACCCAAUGGGGUUCAUGCGAAUCCCCAGCCCUGCUAG
Messenger RNA from Vicia faba (fava bean), 1203 nucleotides. NCBI's taxonomy places the organism in Eukaryota, Viridiplantae, Streptophyta, Magnoliopsida, Fabales, Fabaceae. The record is from the annotation of a GenBank genome assembly.